This is a messenger RNA of Triticum aestivum (bread wheat), 452 nucleotides long. Its product is annotated as defensin Tk-AMP-D6. Bases 57 to 284 code for a protein of 75 amino acids. NCBI's taxonomy places the organism in Eukaryota, Viridiplantae, Streptophyta, Magnoliopsida, Poales, Poaceae. Gene Ontology annotation, biological process: defense response. The record is from RefSeq and is a predicted model, not a curated record. The transcript is spliced from 2 exons.
AGGUCUUAAUCUAUCAUACAACCCUCUUAGACUCUUAGUCUCUCACAAGAAACUAAAUGGAUCGGUCCAUGAAGGUCUUUGUGGUCGUCUUCCUGCUUCUUGUGGCCACAGGGUUCCAGGGAGCAGUGCAGGUAGCUUUGGCGAGGGAUUGUAGGUCACAGAGCAAAACGUUUGUGGGGCUGUGCGUGAGCGACACCAACUGUGCAAGUGUUUGCCUGACCGAGCAUUUCCCCGGAGGCAAGUGCGACGGCUAUCGGCGAUGUUUCUGCACCAAGGACUGCUAGAUGGCCUUGUUUUCUUCUCGCUUACAUGCUUCCGUGUAAUAAUAACUGAAUAAUACUAGAUCUGAAUCUAUGCAUGUAUGAUGCAUAUGUGAGUGCUACUCCUAGAAGUACAUGCACAUCAUAUAAUCCGAACAAAGUUUCAGCGGGGAACCAGUUCAAGUUGAAUAA